GGGGAGCGUGGGCGGGGCUACGAGACAGAGCUAACCAACGGGAGACACAGUAAGCCCAUAGGAACGGGAAGUCACCAAUGGCCACAAGGCAAUGACUAUAUGGGCGGGUCUUAGACCUAAAGCGUUCAAAGAGCGGCGUUUGUCCGCUGCGUUUUUUUUUUUUUGCCGUCACGGCACCGCCUCUACGUUCCUCGUUCCAUUCAUUCUGUUUUUUUUUCCAUUCCCAUUCACUGUAGUAGUAAGGCCUAGUCACGAGUCAUGGAGAACACUCUCCCGGUGGCCGGCUUCCUAUACUGGGUGGGCGCGAGCACCAUUGCCUACCUGGCCCUGCGAGCCUCAUACUCGGUCUUCAGGGCCUUCCAGGUGUGGUGCGUGGGCAACGAGGCCUGGGUCGGCCCGCGGCUCGGAGAAUGGGCAGUUGUUACAGGUGGCACUGAUGGAAUUGGCAAAUCAUAUGCAGAAGAGUUAGCAAAGCGUGGAAUGAAGAUUGUCCUGAUCAGCAGGUCCCAGGAUAAACUGAAUCAGGUUUCCAACAACAUCAAAGAAAAAUUCAACGUUGAAACAAGGACCAUUGCUGUCGACUUUUCAUUGGAUGAUAUUUAUGAUAAAAUUAAGACAGGCCUGUCUGGUCUUGAGAUUGGCGUUUUAGUGAACAAUGUGGGCAUGUCAUACGAGUAUCCAGAAUACUUUUUGGAAAUUCCUGACUUGGACAACACCAUCAAGAAACUGAUAAAUAUUAAUGUGCUUUCCGUUUGCAAGGUGACACGCUUGGUGCUGCCUGGCAUGGUAGAAAGAUCUAAAGGGGUGAUUCUCAACAUCUCCUCUGCCAGUGGCAUGCUCCCGGUUCCACUGUUGACAAUCUACUCUGCAACCAAGGCCUUUGUAGAUUUCUUCUCUCAGUGCCUCCAUGAGGAGUAUAAGAGCAAGGGCAUCUUUGUGCAGAGCGUCCUGCCAUACUUUGUAGCUACAAAAAUGGCAAAAAUACGGAAGCCGACCUUGGAUAAGCCUUCUGCAGAGACAUUUGUGAAGUCUGCAAUUAAAACAGUAGGUUUGCAGACCCGAACCACCGGCUACAUGAUCCAUGCUCUCUUGGGCUCAAUAAACUCAAUCUUGCCUCGUUGGAUUUAUUUUAAAAUAACCAUGGGUUUCAACAAGUCUUUGCGGAAUCGAUAUCUGAAGAAAACCAAGAAGAACUAAGUGCUGCUGAGUCAUUGAGCCCCUUGGCCAGAUGCUUGACCUGUGCCUGCAUACCAGGCAGUCACCUGCCUGUCCCCAGAAUCUCUACUGCCAUCUCAGUAAUUACUAACAUGGCAUAGUUGUCGGAAAAAAAAUUCCUUUUAGAGGCUUCUAACAUAUUCUAGAUAUAACCAGGAGUAAUUUGAAGUCUAAUGUAAAUGUUCUUGGCAAAUGUAUGUAGAGCACUUUGAUAGAAAGGAACAAAUAACAGAGGUAGACGCAGACCCAUCUGGCCCAGAAUGCCAAUGAUCACGUUAUAUUUGGUCUGGAACCUACUAAAAUGUAAUGGCUAGCUACUUUUUUAUGUUUAACAUUAGAGGGAAUGGGGCUUAGUUAACUUGCUGUGGGCAGAUACAAUGCAGUUUACACCAAUUUCUGUAAGGUUUUCUAAAGGUAUGUUCCAGUUUACAUAUUUAUAUGGAACUGGUCUUCUCAAAAGAAGCUAAGACAUGAAGAGAAUUGAAACACAGAAUUCUUUCUAACACAUAAGUGCACAAAAUGUUAUUCUUGGAACACACAUUAUGUCUGCUCUGUUCAAAUGUAUGUAAAUACUGAAUGCUAUAUAGUGUGACUGAAAUGUAAAGGUAAGUGGGCCAAAGUGUAUGUCAAGACCAACAACAUCCUGUGGUGACUCGAGAUCCAGGAAAGCAGCCUGUGUGGGCAUCCAGUGUUCGUUAUAUCUUCACUGCACCCAUAUUACUUGGCUAGGAUGACAGACUCCUUCUGUGGUAGUAAGGGGUCAUAGAAACAUGUUUUUUCUAAGUUGGUGUCUCAUAUUUAGAAUUCAUAUAUCUGCUUUUAAUAAAAGAUGUAACCGUGGUGUUGAAAUGGAAGUAUAUAUUUUUUUAAAUUUUUUAUUUAAUGUAUGUGAGUACACUGCAGCUGUCUUCAGACACACCAGAAGACGGCAUUGAAUCCCAUUACAGAUGGUUGUAAGCCACCAUGUAGUUACUGGGAAUUGAACUCAGGACCUCUGGAAGAGUAAGUGCUCCUAACUGCUGAGCCAUCUCUCCAGCCCCCAAAGUGUAUUCUUGAUGGGGGAAAAUAAAGCCACAGUUACACUGCCUUAAAGUAAGCUAAGGCUGACUACAGGUGUCAAAGCAUGCACAAAGAAGAGUUAGUUCUACAAAAUGUUCAAUUGGACACUCAUUGUGUGCAUAGGUUUCAUUCAAUUCCUAGUUUGAAAGACCACCAAAUCUACUUAAAAUUUUAAUUGAAGUAUUUAAGUAUUUCAAACCGCUAGUUUCAUAAGCUAGUGAAACAGUUCCCCAAACCCAAACAUAUACACAUAAAAAAAAAAUCGCUAUCUGCUCCGAAAAUCACUAUGUAAAACUAUUCUAUCAGUCCUCAAUUAGGUUGCACAUAAUCUCAGAAUAUAGCAUAGCCAUUUAAAUCACAUACAUUUAGCUUUCUGAAAAGCACCUGUUUGCCCCUUUUCCCCAUCAUUUUGCUGUAAAACUGGUAACCUGAUUGCUGUCUUCUUUGUGCUUCUACUCUGGCUGCUCUGGUAGUUUUGGUUGAGAGAUGGCGGGGCAGGUUCUCACCUAUAGGCAAAAAGGGGAAAGGUUUCUCUACAAGCAUAAUAUGCUGCAGGGUGCAAACUCUGUUUCCUGUGCCAGUAAGAAGGUAGCUGUAAUCCUAGCUGGGAGGCCCUUUAGCAGCUUCAGAACUUUCCUGUUCUGGCUUUCUGCUGUAACGUGUCACACAUUCUCUUGUGUUUUACACUCAGUGAAGCUGAUGACAAGAAAACAUACAUUUCAAGUGCCUUGAAAGAAAAGUUUUAAUAAAACCAUGUGCUCAAAGUCA
Molecule: messenger RNA, 3042 nt
Organism: Arvicanthis niloticus (Nile rat)
Lineage: Eukaryota; Metazoa; Chordata; Mammalia; Rodentia; Muridae
Gene: Hsd17b12
Product: hydroxysteroid 17-beta dehydrogenase 12
Cellular component (GO): endoplasmic reticulum
Molecular function (GO): oxidoreductase activity
Source: RefSeq, a predicted model, not a curated record